This is a messenger RNA of Hyphopichia burtonii NRRL Y-1933, 837 nucleotides long. RefSeq names its product proteasome regulatory particle lid subunit. Gene Ontology annotation, biological process: proteasome-mediated ubiquitin-dependent protein catabolic process. The transcript has a single exon. The record is from RefSeq and is a predicted model, not a curated record. NCBI's taxonomy places the organism in Eukaryota, Fungi, Ascomycota, Pichiomycetes, Serinales, Debaryomycetaceae. Gene Ontology annotation, cellular component: cytosol; proteasome regulatory particle; nucleus. The coding region runs from base 1 to 837 and encodes 278 amino acids.
AUGUCAUUACAGAAGCUCACAGCAGAAUUAUAUCAAUUGUUCGAACGCGAGGAAUAUAGCCAAUGUCAAAAGAUAUUGGUUCCGGUGAAGAUUGAAUUGAUUAAACACAAUUUAUUGGUUCCAUUACCAUCAAAUACAUCAACCAAAGAUCAAUUAAACGAUUUAAAGAUUGCGGAAAGAAUAUUAGAAAUUGGAACGUUAUCAAGUUUAUUGGGUAAUAAUUAUCAAGGAUUUGAAAAUUAUUUUGCUCAAUUGAAACCAUUUUACAUAAAUGAUAAAUUACACUCUAAGAAAGAAAUAGAUAGUGACGGAACUAAAAUUAUAUCAUUAUACUUAUUAUACUUAUUAUCACAAGGAUUAAUAUCAAAAUUCCAUAUAGAAUUAGAAAGUAUUUAUAGUUCAACAAAAUAUAACGUUGAAAAAGAUCAAUAUUUACAAUUUCCAAUUAAUUUGGAAAAAAAUUUAAUGGAAGGUAAUUAUAUUAAAAUUUGGAAAUUAUUGAAAAAUGACGAACAUGCAUUACCUUGCAAAGAAUACAAUCACUUCAUCGAUACUUUAACUAAUGCAUUGAGAUUUGAAAUUGCUAAAUCUUUAGAAAGAACCUAUGAAUCAAUACCAAUUUCAAAUUGCAAAAACUUGUUAUACUUUCCCCAAGAACAAAGUGACCAAGUUUUUGAAAAUCUCUUGAAAAAUGAAUUGGAAGUUGAAGAUUGGCAAUUCAAUAAUGGUAAAAUUUAUUUCAAUUCAACUAAAAAUGAUUCUGAUUUAACCUCGGAUAACGUUGGUAUUAUUAAAAAUGUUUUAAAUUACGCCGAACAAAUUGAAUCAAUCAUUUAA